AUGGCGAAGGCGCGCGUGAAUCUUCGCAUCGGGGUCGUGCAACUCGCACCCAAGCUGGGUCAAGUCCAAGCAAACAUUGCAAAGGCUCGAGAGUUUUGCAGAAAAAUCUCUCCGCGGUCUGUGGAUCUGCUAUGUUUCCCUGAGAUGGCAUUCACUGGAUAUGUCUUUGAGAAUGCCUCUGCGAUUUCACCACAUCUCGAGCUUCCACGGACAGGCCCGACAUCACUCUUCUGCUCUGAGUGGGCUAAGAAGCUCGAGUGCUAUAUCAUGGCCGGAUACCCAGAGAGGCUUGAAAGUCGGGAAUUGGAGGAAAUACAACGGGCAGCAAAGGAGUCAAGGGACCAUCCUCUAGAAACGCCAGAUGGCAAAAAGAUCGAACAAGUAGGAGCCAACAGCGCUGUAAUCUACGGCCCCGAUGGCUCUUGGGUUGGAGGAUAUCGCAAGACCAACCUGUUUGAAACGGAUCUUACCUGGGCGAAACCUGGAACCGGUUUUGCAACAUUUGUUCUCCCUUCACCCAUGCAAACGGUGUCUCUCGGUAUCUGCAUGGAUCUAAACCCCCAAACCGAGGCAUGGACUACUGAAAAAGGACCUUAUGAACUCGCCGACUAUGCUAAAUCCAAAAACGCCAAUAUCCUCGUCCUGCUGAACGCGUGGUUGGAUUCCAAGAAAGAGGUUGAAGAGGCUUCCGACUGGCAAACAUUAAAUUACUGGGCAGCUCGCACGCGACCGCUCUGGACAGACGGCAAAGGCGACAAGAUAGAUGACCCCGAGCAAGAGAACCCUGAGGAACAUGGACACGAAAUGGUUGUUGUAGUGUGUAAUCGAAGCGGGGGAGAGAAUGGGAAACUAUUUGCCGGAACCUCUGCAAUCUUUAGCAUGACCCAAGGUUCCGGGCGACCAAAGCUCCUCGAUAUGAUGGAAAGGCAAGAAGAAGGAGUGCGAAUAUGGAACAUUAAGAUCCAUGAAUCAUCACCUUAG
Molecule: messenger RNA, 981 nt
Organism: Psilocybe cubensis
Lineage: Eukaryota; Fungi; Basidiomycota; Agaricomycetes; Agaricales; Agrocybaceae
Exons: 6
Coding region: 1-981 (326 amino acids)
Biological process (GO): protein catabolic process
Molecular function (GO): protein-N-terminal asparagine amidohydrolase activity; protein-N-terminal glutamine amidohydrolase activity
Source: RefSeq, a predicted model, not a curated record